CCUGAGCUGAUGCAGACUUACUGGAUGCUCCAUUACAGCAAUGCUGAGACUGCAUUUACACAGGAGUGCAUGACUCUGCUUGGACUUAUGCCAGAAUCUGCCCUGUGUAAAGAACGGCAUCUUGGCUAAUGUAUCCGGAAACUAUUUUGUUCCAUUGAUCUCAUAAAUAAGUGUAAAAAAAAAAAAAAAAUACCACAAGAGAUGAGCUUUAAAAUCCAGCUUUAGAAACAUAUUUUUUAUUGCUAGAGGCAUCCUGAGAUAUCUGAACAAGAGGAGAGUCAAUGAGAAAGAAGCUGGAAAUAAAAAAAUGUCUUCUCCGGAAAUUACCAUUAUUCAACAAGAAGAAAUCACUUUAAGACAACAGCCUAAAAGAAUUGCGGAUUUAGUAUCCAACCUGAAGCACACAAAUAAGAUAAGACUAAGGAAAAGAGCUAAUUAUUCUCCAUUCAGUGGGGAGAAGCAGGAAAACCUAUCAUCUUGGAUUUCAGAAAACAUCAAAAAGAAGCAGUGUGUGUAUUUUGUGGAAAACCCUUGCAUAUCUGAUUUAGGGAAAAAUGUGUGCAUGUGUGGAUAUACCAAAGAACAACAUAUGGCUAUGGCGAUUAGAUCACAGUCUUUUGAAAGCAAAGAUUCAUGGAAUGUAAAACAGCAUAUAAAAGAGAUGCCUACAGAUGCUUUUGGAGAUAUCAGUUUUAUAGGACUAGGACCAAGAAUUGGGAAGCAGUAUGUGCGAGUGUCCUCUGACACCCCAUCUGAUGUCCUUUAUCACCUUAUGACCGAGCAGUGGGGUCUGGAAGUACCCAGCCUUUUAAUUUCAGUAACGGGAGGCGCUAAGAAUUUUCGCAUGCAGAUGAGACUGAAAAAUAUUUUUCGGCGUGGCUUAGUGAAAGCAGCACAAACAACAGGUGCUUGGAUUAUAACUGGAGGCUCACAUGCCGGUGUAAUGAAGCACGUUGGAGAAGCAAUAAGAGACUAUAGUAUUGGAAGCAUUAAAGACAGUGAAGUUGUUACAAUUGGUAUAGCCACAUGGGGAAUAGUUCAUAAUCGUAGCAGUCUGAUAUCUGCAACAGGAGCAUUUCCAGCUGAGUACCUACUAGAUGAGGAGAACCAAGGAAAUCUGUCAUGUCUAGAUAAUAACCAUUCCCAUUUCAUUCUUGUGGAUGAUGGAACAAAUGGAAAAUAUGGAGUGGAAAUCCUUCUCAGGACCAAGUUGGAGAAGUUCAUUUCAGAACAAACCACAGUAAAAGGAGGAGUUGCAAUUAAGAUUCCAAUUGUUUGUGUAGUUCUGGAGGGAGGGCCCGGUACCCUUGAUACAAUCUAUAAUGCGAUUAGUAACAACACUCCCUGUGUGAUAGUGGAAGGAUCAGGGAGAGUGGCGGAUGUGAUUGCCCAGGUUGCCCACCUUCCUGUUUCAAAAAUCACCAUCUCUCUUAUUCAGGAGAAACUGCGAACUCACUUCCCUGAUACAUUUGACACUUUUACAGAGCAAAAGAUUGCUGACUGGACCAAAAAGAUUCAGGAUAUCAUGAGACACAACCAGCUUCUCACUGUCUUCCAAGUGGACAAAGAUGACCAGCAUGAUAUCGAUGUUGCUAUUCUUCAAGCUUUACUUAAAGCAUCUUUAGGUCAUGAUCAUCAAGGUCAUGAAAACUGGGAUCACCAACUGAAGUUGGCUGUAGCUUGGAAUAGGGUUGAUAUAGCAAGAAGUGACAUUUUUACAGAUGAACUUCAAUGGAAGCCCUCAGAUUUGCACCCACUGAUGACAGCAGCAUUGAUUGGCAAUAAGCCGGACUUUGUAAAGCUUUUCCUUGAACAAGGGGUCCGUCUAGAGGAGUAUGCCACUCAGGAAACAAUAAUUAACCUCUACAAUAAUACCGAUCCAUCCUGCCUAUUCUAUAGUAAACUUGCAAAGGUUAUUGAAGAUGAACGGUUACGAUUAGAAGACUCCAAUAAUUUCAAACUUCAACUUCAUCAUGUGUCACAAGUCUUAAGGGAACUAUUGGGGGACUUUACAAAGCACCUAUAUCCAAAGCCAAAGAAUGCAGAAAGGCCUCGUGUAUCUAUUGCGGUUCCACAUAUAAAAAUAAAUGUACAAGGAGUUACUCUUAGAUCUUUUCACAAACGAUCCCAAAGCCGUGCACCAUGCACUAUGGAUCCAGUUAGAGAUGUUCUAAUCUGGUCUGUUGUUCAAAACCGAAAAGAAGUUGCGGAAAUCAUAUGGACUCAGUGUCACGACUGCAUUGCAGCAGCAUUGGCUUGCAGCAAACUUCUAAAGGAGCUUUCAAAAGAAGAAGAGGACACCGAUACUUCUGAAGAGAUGCUUUCCGUAGCUGAAAACUUUGAGCAGCGAGCAAUAGGUGUUUUUUCUGAGUGUUACAGAAAAGAUGAAGAGCGAGCUUUAAAGCUUCUUAUUCGGGUUUCUGAAGCCUGGGGAAAGACCACAAGUUUAAAAUUGGCCUUGGAAGCUAAAGAUAUGAAAUUUGUUUCCCAUGGGGGAGUCCAGGCAUUCCUUACAAGAGUGUGGUGGGGAAAGCUUUGUGUUGACAAUGGUCUAUGGAGAGUGAUACUCUGUAUGCUAUUCUUUCCUCUUAUCUAUACUCGCUUCAUAACGUUCAGGAAAGAUGAGGAAGUCUUUCAAAACCAUACAAAGAAAGGAACAAUUAGAAAUAUGAUAGCUGUGAAAUCUGCAUUGAAUGAAAGAGACAAAACAACUUUUACAACUACUCCAUGUGGGGCCAAAAAGAUGCAAGCGAUGACCUGCACUGAGCGUCUUCAAGCUUUCUUCAUGGCACCAAUUGUCAUCUUCCACUUGAACAUUUUAUUUUAUUUUGGAUUCCUUCUACUCUUUGCCUAUGUACUCAUGAUUGAUUUCCAACCCUAUCCUUCAUGGAGGGAGCAUGUUAUCUAUUUCUGGCUCUUCUCCCUUGUUUGCGAGGAGAUAAGACAGGUAAUAUAUGACCCAGAUGGAUUUGGAUUUCUGAGACAGGCUUCGAUAUAUAUAAAUGACUUCUGGAAUAAAUUAGACCUCUGUGCAAUUACUAUCUUCGCCGCUGGCCUAAUUUGCAGGUCAGUGCCAGCUACGUUCUAUCCUGGAAGAAUCAUCCUGUCAUUAGACUUUGUUAUUUUCUGCUUACGCCUCAUGCAUAUUUUUACCAUCAGCAAAACACUUGGGCCAAAAAUUAUAAUUGUGAAGAGGAUGAUGAAAGAUGUCUUCUUUUUUCUGUUCCUUCUGGCUGUGUGGGUUGUAUCUUUUGGAGUGGCUAAACAAGCAAUUUUGAUCCACAAUGAGGUCAGAGUGGACUGGAUAUUUCGUGGAGUUGUGUACCAUUCGUACAUGACAUUAUUUGGGCAGAUACCUUCCUAUAUAGAUGGUGUAAACUACAGUCCAGACCAGUGUACCAUUAAUGGAACUGACCCAAAUAAGCAGAAAUGUCCAGAAACGAAUGAUGACAAUAACCAGACAGCCUUUCCUCAGUGGUUAACAGUGAUAUUGCUUUGUCUCUACUUGUUAUUUACCAACAUCCUACUUUUAAAUCUCCUGAUUGCCAUGUUUAACUACACAUUUCAAGAAGUCCAGGAACACACUGAUCAAAUCUGGAAGUUCCAACGACAUGAUUUAAUAGAGGAGUACCAUGGGCGGCCUCCUGCACCACCACCUUUCAUACUCUGCAGUCACAUGUAUCUAUUUAUUAAACAAGUCAUUCUCCAUGAACCAGCUGGAAGACAGAAGCAACUAAAAGAAAAGUUAGAAAAGAAUGAAGAAACUGCACUUAUUUCUUGGGAAACAUAUCUUAAGGAAAAUUAUCUACAGAACCACCAGCACCUUCAGAAGCAAAGCACAGACCAGAGGAUUAAGGACACAUCUGAAAAAGUUACUUCAGUGUUAGAGAUGUUGGAACUGGAACAGGCAAAAAGAACUGGGUUGAUGGAGAACAAGCUGCUUUUCUUGGAAGAACAGGUACUAAGGUCUGCUAAAGCUUUGAACUGGAUUGUUAACACAUUGCUGGAAAAUGGAUUUGGCGCGAAGGAGUCUGCCCCUGUCAUUGUAUCCAGUAAAUUUGAUGAAACUGAUUUAAGGGAUACCGAGGACUCUGUUAAAAUAGAAAGCCAUGUCAAUGCACGGGAUAUUUGGUAUCCUAAUUCUAACAUCACUCGAUUUCCUGUUCCUGAUGAAAAGGUUCCAUGGGAGGUGAACUAUAAGAUUUAUGAUCCUCCUUUUUACACUGCUCUAAGAAAAGAUAAAAAGUAUUAUGACCCUAUCAAUGAUUCCUUGGAGACCCUUUCAAAAAUCAAUUACAAUACUAUGGAUGGAAACAUUAACCGUCAAAGCUUUUGCGCACCUUAUGAGGUUAUAGAUGGACUGCCUCUGAAUCCAGUUGGGCGGACUGGUUUGAAAGGAAGGGGAAGUUUAUGUUGGUUUGGUCCAAACCAUGCAUUGCAUCUUAUAAUAACCAAGUGGAGAAGAAAUAAAGAUGGAUUAAUAUGUAGAAAGAGGUCAAGGAAAAUGCUGGAAACCUUAGUUAUAAAGAGCAAGCCAUCAGAACACUGGGCCCUACCUGGGGGGUCAAUGGAGCCUGGAGAAGCAUUACCUUAUAAAUUAAGGAGUAUCUUACAAUGUGACUUUUGGUUAACUUUUCAAAACAUGCUGGAAAAUGGUGUUGAAGUAUACAAAGGAUAUGUUGAUGAUCCUAGGAAUACAGAUAAUGCUUGGAUAGAAACAACUGCCAUCAGCUUGCACUUUGAUAACCUAGAUGACCCUCACCUACAUGAAUUAAAGAAAAAUUUACAGAUGCAUGAUCAGGAGAUUUUUGUUCGAUGGCAAGUGGCUGACCAGAAGAUAUCACUUUAUGCAAGCCACAAAUAUAUCCUUCAGAAAGCAGUGGGUUAUUACCAUGCUUACUAUUAAUAUCUUUGUCCGAUGAUACUGUAAAACAUGUUUUAGUUUUAAUAAGGAUAAAGAAAAUACAUAUGUUUUUUAAAACAAUUAUUUCAAAAUGUACAAAUAUUAAAUAUGUACAAAAUAUUAUUUUACUUUACUUUUUAUCCAAUCAGGAAGACAAGGUUUGGAUUGUCACUUAUAGACACGUAUAAAUUCUUAUAUCUGACAGUGUUAGUAAAUUAGCCCCAUGAUUAACACUACCAAGACUCUAAUAAAUUCAAACAUACUCACAACUCGAACGAGAA
Messenger RNA from Xenopus laevis (African clawed frog), 5184 nucleotides. It is a transcript of the gene trpm2.L, whose product is annotated as transient receptor potential cation channel, subfamily M, member 2 L homeolog. The record is from RefSeq and is a predicted model, not a curated record. The transcript is spliced from 35 exons. Lineage: Eukaryota; Metazoa; Chordata; Amphibia; Anura; Pipidae. The coding region runs from base 308 to 4906 and encodes 1532 amino acids.